GCCUCCGCCGAGCAUGGCGGGCGAGCUUGAGAGCGUCAAGCCCCUGAGCGGGCUGCUGACAGGCCUGGCUCAGGACGCCUUCCACGGGCACCCGGGCAUCACAGAAGAGCUGCUGCGGGGCCAGCUCUACCCAGAUGUGCCACCGGAGGAGUUCCGCCCCUUUCUGGCCAAGAUGAAGGGGAUUCUUAAGUCUAUUGCAUCUGCAGAUAUGGAUUUCAACCAGCUUGAGGCAUUUUUGACUGCUCAAACCAAAAAGCAGGGUGGGAUCACAUCUGACCAAGCUGCUGUCAUUUCCAAGUUUUGGAAGAGCCACAAGACAAAAAUCCGAGAGAGCCUUAUGAACCAGAGCCGUUGGGACAAUGGACUUCGAGGCCUGAGCUGGAGAGUUGAUGGCAAGUCUCAGUCAAGGCAUUCAGCACAAAUACAUACCCCUGUGGCCAUAAUAGAGCUGGAAUUUGGGAAAGGUGGACAGGAAUCUGAAUUUCUUUGUUUGGAAUUCGAUGAAGUCAAGGUCAACCAAAUCCUGAAGAAGCUCUCAGAGGUAGAAGAAAGUAUUAGCACACUGAUGCAGCCAGCCUAACUCAAGAUUAAUAUAGGAAGGAGUUGGAGUUGUGGAAAUAAAGUUGUUCAUGAUCCCUUUC
Molecule: messenger RNA, 641 nt
Organism: Dipodomys ordii (Ord's kangaroo rat)
Lineage: Eukaryota; Metazoa; Chordata; Mammalia; Rodentia; Heteromyidae
Gene: Commd1
Product: copper metabolism (Murr1) domain containing 1
Exons: 3
Coding region: 14-580 (188 amino acids)
Biological process (GO): positive regulation of protein ubiquitination; negative regulation of protein localization to cell surface; regulation of proteasomal ubiquitin-dependent protein catabolic process
Cellular component (GO): endosome
Source: RefSeq, a predicted model, not a curated record